AUGUUUAGCGAUGUUUUAAAAAAAAUUAAUGCUCAAGAAAUAUACAAGCGUCAUAUUGACAUUUUCCAUACUUAUGACAAUAUUGAUGGAUUGGUGGCAGCAUUUGUCCGCAAUGAACCAUUUGAUAUAAUUGCCACAGCCUCGGCUACUAGUACCGUACUCGCCAUGUGCUCCAGCAAGGAUCGACAAGCGGACCGUAAAAAAUCUAAAAAGGCAUCCGCAACCAAGUCGUCUCGUGCUUCAAAAAGUCAAAAAUCCGCGAAGUCGACGAGAUCUGGAAAGUCGUCCAAAUCUGGACACUCAAGCCGUGGAAAGCCUUCAAAAUCCAAGAAGUCGAAAUCAAAGAGCGUUAGACCUCUUGCAGUCCCCGGAGCACGGGUAGCUCCUAAUUCGGAAUCGAAGAAGCUGAGACGUGACAAGGACAAGUCGUCGAAAUCAGAAAGAUCCAGAAGAUCUUCAAAGUCUAAGAAGUGCGACAAGUCGGCCAAGAAGUGUGACCUGAACAAGGCGAAGAAGAGAAGUCCGAGAAAUCGAAGGCUCUCAAAUUGGUUCCCAAUCAGUCGAACUACACAUUCCCGGAGGGACAGGGGACUGCCUCAGUGAAGACAUCCACCCUUCGUGCUUCACCCAACAAGCUGCCAUUCGCAACAACGGGUGGUGUUCAGACAGUUAGCAUCGCGAACAACACCAAGUCGAGAAAGGCGUUUAAGGUCAAAACCUCUGACAAUCUUCUGUACCGUGUCAACCCAGUCUUUGGAUUCGUUGAGCCGGGAGACAAGCUUUCGAUCGAUGUGCUCCGUCACAAUGGUGUUGAGAAGACUGAUCACAUGAUUGUCUUAACAUCCAAUGCUUCAUCAGAACAAAAUUGUGCCAAAGGAGUCUUCGAGAGUGACCAACCACGCGAGCUUACCUCGGAAGUGGUGGAUUCUUCCGUGUUGCUCUUGCCAUCAAUCGGAAGGACGUGAAGCCAAUGAGUCAACAGUUCCGAGACUUUUUCAUCGAGUAUCUAAAAGAUGUAAAUGAAAAUUAUGCGAAAGCGGUAGAAUUGGUCCAAAUGGAUGAAGACAAACUGAUGGAAGCUAUGAUUGAAAAAGCGGGUUUGUCAUCGAUAGAUCUGCUGGCUUUGGAUGAAGAUGUUCAGGGACAAGUUAGUGAGAGUCACAAACAUAAAUGCGUUCAAUGUUCAAUCCGUAACCAAUCCGUAUACUUCUCGUCAUAUUCACUUUUGGAGCUACACGGAAAACUUCACCAAAACCUGCACGAACUUGCUCCGGAAGACGCAGAUGACUGUCAAGAUUGCUAUGAAACGUUGACAUCAUCAUUUGAAGUUAUCGUUCAUCGAAUCAAUCACCAUCAUUCUCGUCGUUGCUUCUUUGCAGACGAUUGAAAUUAGUUUUACAAUUUUAUCACAACCAGUGAUUUUCGACAUAUCUGGAUAGUGAACUUGAAAUAUAUAUUAAUUGAAAAGAAAAAGAGAAUACAAAGAAUCUCUCAUGCCCCCCGUUUAUUAUAAUUAAUUGAACUCAUUCCCAACAGAUCUUGAAUUGUUUUGUUUUGUAUAUUAUGAACAUAUUGAAUGAAUUUUGUGAUAAUUAAUU
Molecule: messenger RNA, 1598 nt
Organism: Caenorhabditis elegans
Lineage: Eukaryota; Metazoa; Nematoda; Chromadorea; Rhabditida; Rhabditidae
Source: the annotation of a RefSeq genome assembly